Spodoptera litura is the source of this 2344-nucleotide messenger RNA. RefSeq names its product E3 ubiquitin-protein ligase rfwd3.L. Lineage: Eukaryota; Metazoa; Arthropoda; Insecta; Lepidoptera; Noctuidae. Gene Ontology annotation, biological process: protein ubiquitination; interstrand cross-link repair. Gene Ontology annotation, cellular component: nucleus. Gene Ontology annotation, molecular function: protein binding; ubiquitin-protein transferase activity. The record is from RefSeq and is a predicted model, not a curated record.
GUUAUCAAAAUAACUUUUUACAAAAGUAUGGAUUUUUAGUAGCAUUUCAUGUCAAAGUCCUUAUUUUGAUCGCGUAUCCAAUCGUCUCAAACAAACAUAUUAUUAUUACAACUGACAGGUAUGUUUUCAACGAGAUCGAUUGAUUUUUUCAUUGCAGCGGCUGCAUUUUCAAUCAAUAAAAAGUGUGAAAAUCAUCGCCAUAUACAUAAAUCGUGAAGUGACUAUACUUUGUGAAAUAUAACUUGAAUAAAAAUAUCCAUUUGGUGACUUACAACAGUGUUUGAAGAACAACAAGUGACCAAAAGCAACAAACGAGGUGGUUUUUAAUUUUUGAAAGCUCUGAUGAACUGACAAUGAGUAGUCCCGCAUUAGAGGACAAUGACCCUCCCAGUCCGGAGCCAGUUGCCCCUUCCAGUCCGGAACCAGUUGCCCGACCCUCCAGCCAAGCUUCCGACAGACCCUGGCCUCUGUUCGAUGAUGAUGAGGAGACUUCGUUCAUACCACAACCCACCGUAAGAGAGUUCAAUGCCAUUGUAACAAGAGCUCGUCACCACUUACGACACCCUGUGGAACAGAGCGAGGACAGUAACACAGCUUCCUCAGUCAGCGAGGAGUCCAACCACUCUCUACCAGCUCUAGCGUGGAAUAACAAUGACCAAGUUGAACCGGAGGAACCACCAGCUAAAGUGAGGAAACUACACAGUCCACACGAAGAGGUUGAUGGAGAAACUUGCCCAAUUUGUUUAGAUAUAUGGGGUAACUCGGGUGCACACAGAUUAGUUGCUUUAAAGUGUGGACAUCUCUUCGGAGCUGAGUGCGUAGAGAGAUGGCUCAAAGCACAGCCCGCUAAGGACAAAACCUGCCCAACAUGCAAAAGUAAAGCGUCGCUCAAGGACCUAAGGUUCAUUUACGCAAGGAAACUCAUAGCCGCCGACACAACACAGAUCACCAGCUUGCAGAAACAGGUGGAUAUACUCCAAACUGAGAAGAGCAGGACAGAGUUGGAACUGCAGAAGACUAAAAUAGCCCAUCGCGCCUGUGCAGCAGAAUUAGAGACUUUGAAGAACUCUUUACUAAAGUCUCAAAGUAUGAAAGAACUUAUUAGUAAACGCACUUGGCGAUAUGCUCUUGAAAAGAACUUGGAGGUAUGCAAGGACGGCGGCUGUAGAGUUCUUACGUAUAACUGUCGGACUUACGAGCUGUACGUGUCACAGAAGAGUAUCAACUACCUGUUCCCUGGGUAUGGAAUCAGGAAGGUCAAUUGCCUGGAUUAUUCUUUAGGGCAAUUUGUGCACUUGCACCCUAAACCUAUUAGAGAUAUGACGUAUUCUCAGCCGAGAGACUUACUUCUCAGCGUAGGCUUGGAUAGUACUGCGCGGAUUGUUGACAGAGGCAUUCCUAGUGCGACGGUAAACACAGGAUUCCCAUUAUGGUCGUGUGCGUGGGACUGCUCAAACACAAGCGAGUUCUACGUGGGCGGUGUGGGCGGGAUAGUCAACUUGUACGACUUCAGAAACAUGUCGUCCUGUCUAGGCACCAUAGCGUCUAAUAAGGAUAUGUCACCCGUAGUGUCUCUAUGUUCUACUCCAUACGGCCUAUUAUCGUGCCAAUUAAACAAGUGUUGGCUCUGUAUACCACGAGACGGGAUUUGGAAGCAAAAGGCGAUGCCUGUCGAAGGAUCGUUCAUGUCUAUGAGUUAUGAUAACGAGACGCAAAGAGCCUUAGUCUCAGUACGACCGAGCGCUUUAGGCACAGAGCGAUCCAAACUAGUCGUUUGCAAAUUUUCUGAAGGAUUAACUGAUAAAGUUAUGAUCGAUGUGGAGGAGACGUUUAGUGGGUCUGCUAGAGCGUCUUUAAUGUCAAGGUCUACUUUCUGUAAGGCUCCCGGAGCUUCUUGGGUAGCAGCGCACUCCGAGAGCGAAUCAGCACUGUUUUUGCAUGGACUAGAUGGAGCCAGAACCAUGUCGCUCCCAGCUGCAGAACCAGCACUAGACGUAUGCUCAUUAUAUCUGAAUGGAAACAGUAUACUAGCAGCUUUAUCAGAAUCCCGGUUAAGAAUGUACAGAGCUGUCCAGACCAGUGUCUAAAGACUGAUGAGUGAAACUUUGAUUUUAGAGCUUUGUGUAUCUAUGGUAUUGACGCUGGACGUAGAAUAGUGAUUGAGUAUAUGUUACCAUUGCAGUUUUGUUAUUAUUGCUGAGUGCUGUGAGUUAUUUUUAUGUAAACGCGGUUUAACCCCCUUAUUGAUUAGUUAACUUGUGGUUGGCCAAUUGGGUAAUAAAAUAUUUCGACUGUUCAAUACAAUGGAAUAUUAAAAAAUAAUCACACUUCCAUUAAUUGGUUU